This is a messenger RNA of Arachis ipaensis, 1014 nucleotides long. RefSeq names its product hydroxyproline-rich glycoprotein family protein. The record is from RefSeq and is a predicted model, not a curated record. Lineage: Eukaryota; Viridiplantae; Streptophyta; Magnoliopsida; Fabales; Fabaceae.
GAUAAGGGAGAGGUCCAGCACAUUACAAGAAACAGUGUUUGAAUUGAGUAGCCACACUUUUAGGCUUUUUCUUCUUAUUACUUAUUAGUACUACUCCACUCCACUUUACUUGUCUCUUUCUCUUCUUCUUCUUCUUCUUCUUCAGCAAUGAGGUGGAGUCUAGUGGCAGUGUUCCUCCUUAACACACUUCUCUUGCGUGUCGCAAUGUCAGAUCAACACCUAAAAGCUACGUCUCGCGAGCAGAUCCAGUGUAUGCAGUGCUCCACCUGCAACAACCCAUGCAACCAACCUCAUUCACCGCCUCCACCCUCGCCGCCGCCACCUGCCUCCACCAACAACUGCCCUCCCCCUCCUUCCUCCGCCGGCACUUAUUACUACUACCCUCCUCCGCCACCUGCUCAGUAUGUGUACUCAUCACCGCCUCCUCCGGCGUCUUCUGGAGGUGGAGGCGGAGGCGGAGGCGGCGGAAUCUACUACUAUCCUCCGCCCAGCAACAGAAACUACCCGAUGCCCCCGCCGCCGAACCCAAUUGUACCGUAUUUUCCUUUCUACUACUACAACCCUCCGGCGGCGUCAACUUCUACGGCGGCACCUCGGAGGGGAUCGUGGUCGGUAUUGGCGGGUAGUUUGUGUUGGGGUGUGGUGAUGUUAUUGGUCUGAUAAAAAGGGAAGAAAAAUGGUGGAAAUAAUAAUGCAGAUAUUUGCAAGGUUAUGAAAGUUGGCAUAAAAAUGAGGGAUCGGAGUUGAAAAUUGCAAGUUGGAAGCAGCUGAAAUUCCCAAUUUGCCCUUCUCUGAACCCAUGACAUCAUCAGGUGCUCCUCGCUGUAAUCAUGCUUCUUUCUUUCUUUGCCGAAUUUCUAAUUGCAAUAUUAUGUAUGUACAAUAUGAUUGAGCUGCAAUUUGUUCACAAUUUUCAUGUAGUGAAUUAGUAAUAGUAUCACAUGUCUUUGAUGUCUCUAGUCUCAAGUAAUUAAUGAUAAUAAAUCAGAGAAGAGGAUAGCGAUUUGAUUCCAA